Molecule: messenger RNA, 1578 nt
Organism: Condylostylus longicornis
Lineage: Eukaryota; Metazoa; Arthropoda; Insecta; Diptera; Dolichopodidae
Exons: 5
Coding region: 1-1167 (388 amino acids)
Biological process (GO): apoptotic DNA fragmentation
Cellular component (GO): nucleus; mitochondrial inner membrane
Molecular function (GO): RNA endonuclease activity; metal ion binding; nucleic acid binding
Source: RefSeq, a predicted model, not a curated record
AUGUUAACGAAAUUAUUUUGGUGUCAUUUUGUCUUAGUUGCAUUUCUUAGUUUCGAAGUAUUCGGGCAAGAAUGUAGAAUUGAUUUCAAAAAGGAUUUAACAUCAAAAUCUCCAGUUUUUCUUAAGAAUGGUAAAUUACAAACGCCAUUAGGACAAUAUUUAAAAUGGAAUACCGGUGAAGAAUCCAAUUUGGUUUGUAAUGGACCAAAGAAUUUAUUUAUAAAUGAAAAUAUCAAUACUGUUAGAAUUAAAUGUAAUAACAAUAUUUUAACUGUGAAUGGUAGAAGAGUUGAUCUAAAGAAAUUGGAAUGCAAUUCAAUAAGUACCGGUGAUGUUAGAACAACCAACAAAAAAUGUGAAGCCAAUGGAAAUAUUCUAGAAAUUGGAUUUGAUACACAAAAUGACGGAUUCGUAAAAUACAUUGAAGUUUGUUAUAAUUUGAAAUCAGCAUCGGUAGUUUAUACUCGACAUACAAUACCAGGAGCUGCCAUUGACUAUAGUAUUUCAGAAAGUGCACGUCCUACAUUUAGUACAAAAGGUAUGCCAAAACAUGUUCGACCGAAUACAUCUUAUAAACAAAGCAACGAAUUGGAACGCUUAACAAAUUUAUUGGGCGCGAGAUCAGCAAAAGGUUAUAUCAAGCCAAACUCUUUCCUAGCAAGAGGUCAUUUGUCACCAGAUAAAGAUGGAAUUUUUAGAGGUUGGCAAUUUGCAACCUAUAUGUAUGUAAAUGUUGCACCACAAUGGCAGACAAUUAAUGCUAUAAAUUGGUUAAAAGUAGAAAAUUUAGCUAGAAAAAAAGCUGCUUUACUAAAUGAUAAUUUAGAGAUUGUGACAGGAGUUUCAGGAUUGUUAUCUUUACAAAAUGAUCGAGGUCAAUAUGUACAGAUUACAUUGGAGAAUGAUGGAAAUAUUCGUGUACCAGAAUAUUUUUGGAAAAUUUUAAAAUAUAAAAAUUCAGCAAUAGCUUUUGUGACAUUAAAUAAUCCAUUCGAAUAUACGAAACCAUUCUGUACAGAUAUUUGCGGAAAAUAUGGCUGGCCAACAAGUGAUUUUGAUAUUGUUGAAAAAGGUUUAACGUUCUGUUGUAGUACAAUUGAAUUAAGCAAUGCUUUUCGAAGUGACGUGCCAAAAGAUAUGAUUACUAAGAGUAUUUUAAAAUUUUAAAAUAUUGAAAAAUAAAUAAAAAUCUCGUAGUGCUUAUUACAAAAUAUUUACUAUUCUAAUAGUAGCAUAAAUUUUAACAAUUAAUGAUGUUGGAAAGUGCAUGUGAAAGUUUAUAAUUUGAUCGACAAGUAAGCAAUUAUUAAACAAUAAAAUUUAUGUUUGAAUUUAUUGUUUUAUGAAAUAUUGUGUCUAGACUUUUACUUUCAUACCAACACAAUACUAUAAUGCAAAUCAAGAAAUACAAAAAUAUUGUACAUUUUCUCGGACAUAUGAAAUACUAAUAAGAGUGAAUUUAUAAGCAUUUCACCAACAAUUCAACUAUAGGAAUUUUAGUGACGCCACGUUUGCUCUCACAAAAAUUAUUAUUCGCAUAUAUUAUUCUAUACAACAUUGAUUUACUAUUUUACGACA